Messenger RNA from Plectropomus leopardus (leopard coralgrouper), 1471 nucleotides. It is a transcript of the gene gpr3, whose product is annotated as G protein-coupled receptor 3. The record is from RefSeq and is a predicted model, not a curated record. Gene Ontology annotation, molecular function: G protein-coupled receptor activity. Gene Ontology annotation, biological process: G protein-coupled receptor signaling pathway. Gene Ontology annotation, cellular component: membrane. NCBI's taxonomy places the organism in Eukaryota, Metazoa, Chordata, Actinopteri, Perciformes, Serranidae.
UAAAGAGCCAUGAUCCUGAACGCCUCAUAUCUGGGCUGGGAUGAGUCCUCAGGUGCAGAUCCCAUCUUCCCUCUGGACCCACUGGAUGGCUCAUCUACAUAUGAAGUCCCGCCCCUCACUGUGUGGGGCGUGGCCCUGUGUGUUUCCGGAACCCUCAUCGCCACUGAAAAUGCAAUAGUUGUCACCACCAUCUUGGCCACCCCGUCUCUUCGCGCCCCUGUUUUCUUGCUGCUGGCUAGCCUUGGUUUGGCAGACCUCCUGGCGGGUAUCGCUUUGAUCUUGCACUUCCUCUUCCUGUUCUGUGUGGAGCCCAGUGAUUGGUCAGAACUGCUGACCUCAGGACUGCUGGUGACAUCACUGACUGCGUCGCUCUGUAGCCUGAUGGGUGUUGCGUUGGAUCGAUACCUGUCUUUAAGCCACGCCCUCACCUAUGGUUCGAGCCAAUCACGUCACAGAGCCGCCAUCCUCCUGCUGGUGGUCUGGUUGGGUGCGUGUGCCAUCGGGGCGGGACCUGCGAUGGGAUGGCACUGUCUGCAUGAGCCAAACUCCUGUUCGGUAGCACGACCUCUGACCCGGACAUACCUAUCGCUGCUGUGUGGCGGCUUCCUGGUGGUUGUCAUUGUAACUCUGCAAUUGUAUGCUGGGAUCUGCCGCGUGGCGAGGCGGCAUGCCCACGCCAUCGCUACUCAGAGGCACUUCCUCACUGCCAACCAAUCGUAUGCAAGCAAACACAGCAGUGGGAGGGGCUUCUCUCGCUUGAUCCUGGUCCUCAGCGUGUUUGUGGGCUGCUGGAUGCCGUUCUCCCUCUGGGGCUUGCUGGGAGACGCAUCCAGCCCUCCUCUGUACACCUAUGCCACACUGGUGCCGGCGGCGGGCAGCUCGCUGCUGAACCCGAUCCUCUACAGUCUGAGAAACAAAGACAUUCGCAAGGUGCUGCUCCAGGCCUGCUGCCCGCACAGAUACACACACAACACACACAUACACUACCCUGUUGACGUGUAAACUGCCAAACCUCGCCAAACAACCACACAAUCUAUGCCAGACAUAUCACUGUUUGUGUGCAAAGAUACACACAUAGCUGCAUUGACUAUCAUCCAGAUCCAGAACAUGACACACACUCCCACACACACACGAGAAGCACUUCUCCGAGAGAUGAAGUCCCUCGGCAAAUCAGAACGUUCUGGACUGAUCUGGCUGACGGCCAUUUUGGGAGUAAACGUACGGUCUUAUUUGUACUUCGUGCCUCAUCCUCAGUAAAUUGUAGCUCCACUGGAUCCCAAGACUGAAACAAUCACGGGGCGCUGUAGAAAUCAUAGAAAGUGGAUUUAAUCACCGUUGGCACUUUAAGACGAGAGGAAGGGAUGGGUUUUUUAAAUGUAAGCCUACUACAUUGUAAUAACGUGAUCCAAAGGCCAAUUUUAUUUACUUGAAUGUCUAGAAAACACAAUGCUCUAGAUCUUUGAGAUUCUAC